GAGGCGGGCGGAGGGGAGGCGGAAGUGACGUCAGGGCGCGGGCGCCGGCAGCGGGCGGCGGCGCCGUGAGGGGAAGAUGCCGGUGGCGGUGAUGGCCGAGAGCUCCGUGAGCUUCAGGCGCCUCCUGGAGCAGUGCGAGACGCAGGAGCUGGAGGCCCCCGGAGGAAUUGCCACGCCCCUGGUUUAUGGCCAGCUGCUGGCUCUGUACCUGCUGCACAACGACAUGAACAAUGCGCGUUAUCUCUGGAAAAGAAUCCCUCCUGCUAUCAAAUCUGCAAAUGCUGAACUUGGUGCAGUUUGGUCAGUGGGACAAAGAAUCUGGCAGAGGGAUUUCCCAGGAAUCUACACAGCAAUCAGUGCACAUCAGUGGUCUGAGACUAUCCAGCCAAUCAUGGAAGCACUCAGAGAUGCAACCAGGAGACGAGCCUUUGGACUGGUUUCCCAGGCUUACACAUCCAUAGUUGCAGAUGAUUUUGCAGCCUUUGUUGGCCUUCCUGUGGAAGAAGCUGUGAAAGGUGUGCUAGAACAGGGCUGGCAAGCAGACUUUGCAACUCGCAUGGUGGUGCCUAAAAAGCCAGGUGUGCUGGAAGCUUCCUUUAACAGAUUCAUCCCUUCAUCAGAACCUGCUCCAGUCCCACCAAUUCCCAAUGAACAGCAGCUGGCCAGAUUGACUGACUAUGUGGCUUUCUUGGAAAACUGAUCACCCUGCUCCUGUGUUCAGAACGACUUGGGAAUCCUGUGUACUGACAGUUUUAGAUCUCAGAUUUAUUUUAUUCUGUGUCUGUUAAAUGUUGCAGCGUCCCCCACUCAAAAGUGUGAAGUAUCCAGUGUAUGUCAGCCCCACUCCUGUUUUGCCAAAGCCCAGCUAGCAGUGAAACAAUCCUUUAACUCCUGCAAUAUUUAUUCAGUAGGUACACAGCAUACACGACAGUAUUACAUAGUACUUUUUUUAAAAAUUGACUCAAAGCAGAACCUUUUUCAGGUGUGUUAGAAAUUGAGCAUAAACAAUUCUCUGGUGAGUACUGCAGUGCUUAUCACAGAUCUAUUGCAUGUUGAACUAGAGGACAGAGAGUGGAAGACUGCCCAGCCUGUAUGUACAGAGAAAAGAUAUUUUGAUGAAAGUCAAAGAAAACAAUUUUUCAGUAA
This is a messenger RNA of Passer domesticus (house sparrow), 1146 nucleotides long. It is a transcript of the gene COPS8, whose product is annotated as COP9 signalosome subunit 8. The coding region runs from base 77 to 700 and encodes 207 amino acids. Gene Ontology annotation, cellular component: COP9 signalosome. The transcript is spliced from 8 exons. Lineage: Eukaryota; Metazoa; Chordata; Aves; Passeriformes; Passeridae. The record is from RefSeq and is a predicted model, not a curated record. Gene Ontology annotation, biological process: protein deneddylation; COP9 signalosome assembly.